This is a messenger RNA of Hippocampus zosterae (dwarf seahorse), 2123 nucleotides long. It is a transcript of the gene lpcat4, whose product is annotated as lysophosphatidylcholine acyltransferase 4. Gene Ontology annotation, biological process: phosphatidylcholine acyl-chain remodeling. Gene Ontology annotation, cellular component: endoplasmic reticulum. The record is from RefSeq and is a predicted model, not a curated record. The coding region runs from base 301 to 1836 and encodes 511 amino acids. Lineage: Eukaryota; Metazoa; Chordata; Actinopteri; Syngnathiformes; Syngnathidae. The transcript is spliced from 13 exons. Gene Ontology annotation, molecular function: calcium ion binding; 1-acylglycerophosphocholine O-acyltransferase activity.
AAAUAGAUCCCUCAGACCGGUCCGACCAUCCGUGAGACAGGAAAGUGGCGUGUCGUGAUGUCACACACCGCGGCCGCUUAUUUGUCACCUUUCCAGCAGCGUGUGUGCGCACACACACCUACAUACCGAGUUCCCCUCCACACGUGCACCAGUCAGUAUGUUCCUUUCGCUUGUUUGACAAGUUCUUUUGAGCUUCAGCUCGUGUUGACUUGAAUUCUGUCGCGCUCACUUCGGCAACUCCUCAUCUUCACCUGAGACCCAGAGCCUUUUUAGGUGGGGGGGUGGGUUGCUGUCGUCACCAUGGAGAAGUUGGAGCGUCGCGUCCACCUGUCCCCUCAUGGGUCCACGAAUCCGUUCUUUCACAAGGUGACGAUGAGCCGCUUCCAAAGGAUUCGGGGCCUGAUCCUCGGAAGCUUUUUGUUCCCGGUUCGGCUGGUCCUGGUGAUCUUCUUCUUCCUCCUUAUGUGGCCUCUGGCCCGCUUACGCCUGGCGGGCCUGUCGGCGGAAGACCGCGCCCGCCCCGUGACGGGCUGGCGCCGCUGGCUUUUCCAUCCCAUGGUCUGGCUCCUGAGCCGGGCCGUCUUCUUCUCCUUGGGGUUCGUGUGGGUCCGGGUCAAAGGUCGGCGAGCUGACUUGAAGGAUGCCCCCGUGCUGGUGGUGGCUCCCCAUAGCACCUUUCUGGACAUGUUAGUUUUGUGUACCACCCAGUUGCCCACCGUCGUGUCCCGCUCGGAGAACACCAGCCUGCCUGUCAUCGGAGCGCUCCUGGAGUUCAACCAGUCGGUGCUGGUGAGCAGGAGCGACCCGGAUUCCAGGAAGAAGGCCGCUGCCCAACUCACAGAGAGAAUCACCUCCAACGGAUACUGGCCUCAGACGCUGAUGUUCCCUGAGGGCACCACCACAAACGGCAGCGCUCUGAUCAAGUUUAAACCCGGUGCUUUUCUAUGCGGAGUCCCAGUCCAACCAGUUUUGUUGCGCUACCCCAACAAAUUGGACACGGUUCGCUGGACGUACAAAGGGACAACAUGGGUUGAAGCGCUGUGGCAUACUACAUCGCAACUAUACACCAACAUGACUGUGGAGUUCCUGCCUGUCUACCAUCCCUCGCCGGAGGAGAGGAACGAUCCCAACCUGUUCGCUGACAAUGUGCAGAAGCUCAUGGCAAAAGCACUGGGCGUCCCGGCUACGGACUACGUGAUGGAGGGUGGCGUGCCCGUCCAAAGAGUGGGCCAUCUCUCUCUCCCGCUGCCGUCGCCCGGGAGGGAAGCGCUGACUUUGCUGCGCAAGGCCGGCCUGCAAGCAAGUGAAAUGGAAGCCGCGCUGGACAGAAUGAUUGACAAGUGUCAGUCAGGAUCCACUCUGGUCGGAGCCGAAGAACUCUCUUCCCUUCUGGGACUCGCCGACCGGCAGACAGCGGAGAGAGUCUGCGGGCUCUACUCCGAGCUUGCUCUGUCUGGUGGUUUUCAGGAAAAAGUGGUGGACCUGAGACGAAUCUAUCUGAAUAUGGCCGCUCUCUCUGGACUCGUUGACAUCCAGUCACUCCUGCGCACGGCCUUCAAUUUGUUUGACGAAGAGGGGAAAGGAAGUCUGAGUGCCGAUGAUCUGUCUGGCCUGAUGGGGGCACUGCUGGGUUUACGUCAGCAUCACACUGCACAGCUCUACUCUGAGGUUUCCAGUGGUGGCCAGUUAAGUCAAGAUGACCUUGUGCGAGCUUUGAUGAGCCACCCGACCUAUCAGAAAGUGAUGAGCGAGCACCUGCAGCCCGGCUGGGCGACACGUCCGUUGCUGGUUAACAACAACGGAAUCAUGCUUAAUGGCAACAAAAAAGUGAUAUGAUGGUUCAUAUACACUUUUUUGUACAAAAACAUGUAGCUGCAGCUUUGUUUUACUUCAGCGAAAAGAGACACUUUAUCAAAGUAAUUCUAACUAAACAUUGUAUUGUUGCAUUUUUGUGUGCAUGUUCACGAUUGUGCCUUUAACACAAAUGUUCUUGUUUUAUCUGUGAAUACUUUUAAAAGGGCAACCUGUAUAAAAAAAGUCCUGUUACGUUUAAAAAAAGUAAUUUGUUCUUCCAAAUGUUGGGAUAUUAAAAAGGGCUUUAAAUCCAAAUAAACAUUUUUACA